UGGAGAGGUCAGAGUAGUAAACAGGCAGGUAAGGGUCAAACACAGUAGAAUAAUCAGGAAUCGCUCAGGAGAACACCCAGGAACUUGCUAAUAGAACCUAACAAUGGGCAAUUUGCUGAAGACUGAAUUCCCCUUUUAUACUGUUUGAAUUUCGAGCCAAUGCGCUGGCAUCAUCACGCCAGCGCGCCUUUAAAAAACGGACGCAUGUGGCGUGCGCGCCAUAGGGGAACCGGAACCAGGAAGGGACCCUGCUGUGCUGGACCCCGCUGCCCACUAGAUCACCAGGUAACUUCCUUACUCUUAAUGGAAAUAGUGAUGUAGCUAGAGAUCCAGUCUGAUUGGCAGAUUCCCCGGAGUCCCGCCCCCGCGGUUCUGAUCUUGUCUUUUUUGUGUUUCACCUGCAGGAAAGGAACCUUUGUGUCUCCACCCUCUGACUCCAGGGCCCCCCCCUUUCUGAUAUGAUUGGAGUUGCCAUGGAGAUUGGUUAUUGGUGUAUUUUUGCUGGGAAGGGUUAAUAUUUGUUACAGAUCAGUCUUGUGCCCCAUCUAGGUGUGGGGGCAGAUCUUACACCCCUAAGGGCAGGACACUGGGGUGGGACUAGGGGGCCCCAGAAAGUCCUCUGGUUCCUACAGUGGAAGAGAUGUACCUGAACUACAAUAAGAGAGGACCCCCAAAGUGUGGGCAACCCCCACUCAACCCCCCACAAACUGACCCAGAAAUGGCCGUGGGGUCCAAUGAGUCUGUAUGUUCCCCCAUUGUUAGGGGGCUUCACUUCUUUGUUGAGGCCAUUUAAUCUUCCAGAAAAUUUUACAGCCCAUUGCUAAGGUAAGUUUCCCUAUCAACCAGGGCACAGAUAAAAUCCAACCCCCCAAAUGCAAAGAAUAAAGAAGGGAUGGUUAUGGGCAGUUGUGUGAUGCUUCCCCUUUAAACAAGUCUGAGAAAGAUCCUCUGAUGUAAAUAAUUUAACUGACAAAUCCGAUAGGAAAUGGGAAACCAGGAUUGGGAAGAGGGAAAUAUGAGGAAGGGGAAGAGACAUUUCCAUUUUGCUUCUUUCACUUCCUGUGACUUUAACCCCUACACACACAGCUGAACCUCCCAGAGAUGAUGGGGUUAAUACUGCAGUCUCAGUGAUCUCUAUCUCACGUUUAUAUAGGGACAGUUUCCCUUUAUCUCUACUCUGAACCUUCUCAGUCCAGUUCUGCUCCAGAUUUACUUCUCAGCUGUGAGAGGCUCAAGGUGUUUAGGGCCCAGAGCAGCGUGAGAAUAAGGGGCGGGGCCUGAGGAGAAGAUUAAGUGAGAUUUGGUUUAUUUGCACAAACACAGAAAAUAAAGUAACCGGAUCAUGUGACUUCAAUGAUCGAAAACACCAGAACAAACAGGAAAUUCUGCUUUAUAAUUAAAUGAUCUGCAUCGAUGCGCCGUUAUUAUUCCUCUGUAUUUACUGUACUUACUGUAUUUACUGUACUUACUGUAUAUAGAACCAAUGUAUUUGCACCAGUCCUGUGUAUACUGUACUUAUUGUAUUUACUGUACUUACUGUAUAUAGAACCAAUGUAUUUGCACUAGUCCUGUGUAUACUGUACUUACUGUAUUUACUGUACUUAUUGUAGUUACUGUACUUACUGUAUAUAGAACCAAUGUAUUUGCACUAUUCCUGUGUAUACUGUACUUACUGUAUUUACUGUACUUACUGUAUAUAGAACCAAUGUAUUUGCACCAGUCCUGUGUAUACUGUACUUAUUGUAGUUACUGUACUUACUGUAUAUAGAACCAAUGUAUUUGCACCAGUCCUGUGUAUACUGUACUUAUUGUAUUUACUGUACUUACUGUAUAUAGAACCAAUGUAUUUGCACCAGUCCUGUGUAUACUGUACUUAUUGUAUUUACUGUACUUACUGUAUAUAGAACCAAUGUAUUUGCACCAGUCCUGUGUAUACUGUACUUACUGUAUUUACUGUACUUAUUGUAGUUACUGUACUUACUGUAUAUAGAACCAAUGUAUUUGCACCAGUCCUGUGUAUACUGUACUUACUGUAUUUACUGUACUUAUUGUAGUUACUGUACUUACUGUAUAUAGAACCAAUGUAUUUGCACCAGUCCUGUGUAUACUGUACUUACUGUAUUUACUGUACUUACUGUAUAUAGAACCAAUGUGUUUGCACCAGUCCUGUGUAUACUGUACUUACUGUAUUUACUGUACUUAUUGUAGUUACUGUACUUACUGUAUAUAGAACCAAUGUAUUUGCACCAGUCCUGUGUAUACUGUACUUACUGUAUUUACUGUACUUACUGUAUAUAGAACCAAUGUAUUUGCACUAGUCCUGUGUAUACUGUACUUACUGUAUUUACUGUACUUAUUGUAGUUACUGUACUUACUGUAUAUAGAACCAAUGUAUUUGCACCAGUCCUGUGUAUACUGUACUUAUUGUAUUUACUGUACUUACUGUAUAUAGAACCAAUGUAUUUGCACUAGUCCUGUGUAUACUGUACUUACUGUAUUUACUGUACUUAUUGUAGUUACUGUACUUACUGUAUAUAGAACCAAUGUAUUUGCACUAUUCCUGUGUAUACUGUACUUACUGUAUUUACUGUACUUACUGUAUAUAGAACCAAUGUAUUUGCACCAGUCCUGUGUAUACUGUACUUAUUGUAGUUACUGUACUUACUGUAUAUAGAACCAAUGUAUUUGCACCAGUCCUGUGUAUACUGUACUUAUUGUAUUUACUGUACUUACUGUAUAUAGAACCAAUGUAUUUGCACCAGUCCUGUGUAUACUGUACUUAUUGUAUUUACUGUACUUACUGUAUAUAGAACCAAUGUAUUUGCACCAGUCCUGUGUAUACUGUACUUACUGUAUUUACUGUACUUACUGUAUAUAGAACCAAUGUAUUUGCACUAGUCCUGUGUAUACUGUACUUACUGUAUUUACUGUACUUAUUGUAGUUACUGUACUUACUGUAUAUAGAACCAAUGUAUUUGCACCAGUCCUGUGUAUACUGUACUUACUGUAUAUAGAACCAAUGUAUUUGCACCAGUCCUGUGUAUACUGUACUUACUGUAUUUACUGUACUUACUGUAUAUAGAACCAAUGUAUUUGCACUAGUCCUGUGUAUACUGUACUUACUGUAUUUACUGUACUUAUUGUAGUUACUGUACUUAUUGUAUAUAGAACCAAUGUAUUUGCACUAUUCCUGUGUAUACUGUACUUACUGUAUUUACUGUACUUACUGUAUAUAGAACCAAUGUAUUUGCACCAGUCCUGUGUAUACUGUACUUAUUGUAGUUACUGUACUUACUGUAUAUAGAACCAAUGUAUUUGCACCAGUCCUGUGUAUACUGUACUUAUUGUAUUUACUGUACUUACUGUAUAUAGAACCAAUGUAUUUGCACCAGUCCUGUGUAUACUGUACUUACUGUAUUUACUGUACUUACUGUAUAUAGAACCAAUGUAUUUGCACCAGUCCUGUGUAUACUGUACUUAUUGUAUUUACUGUACUUACUGUAUAUAGAACCAAUGUAUUUGCACCAGUCCUGUGUAUACUGUACUUAUUGUAUUUACUGUACUUACUGUAUACUGAAGCAAUGAAUUAAUACCUCCUUUCCCUGCACAUAUAAUGUUCUCACAUUCUCACACUCACAUGUACCUGAUCUCCUGCACCUGUUCUUACCUGUGCCCCUCCCUCCCCGGUUCCGCCAGUCACAGUCAGAAUAUGAGAAGUUGUUGUUAGUAACCAGAUCCACUCGCACAGGAGAGACUCUGAGACAUCAGGCAGGGCACCAUCACCAGCACAAGGAAUGGCAUAGAGGCCCCACUCAUUACAAACACAACAAUCCAACAUGAGUUACUUUAAGGUUCUGCUGAGUGAUCUCACCCAGACUUGCCUGGAUUUAGAACAGAUAAAGGCUGAACACACCAAGGACCAUGAGCAGAUCUCCAGAUCCUUUGAAAGGACCCUGUUGUCCAUCCUGAAACAGGAGCAGACCAUCCUCACCCUGGUGGAAGAGGAGCACAGAAGGCUGAAAGAUCAGCUUUCAUCUGUACAGAAGGCCAACGAUCUCGCCUUACAGAAUGGGGUGUUUGAGAUCAAUACGAUGGUGCAUGAGAUCUCUACCAUUUCCACCCAGCUCAAGCAGAUGUUGGCCACCUCCAAUGACAGUGAUCCCGUGGUGAAGGAGAUCCAGAAGAGAGUGGCCACCAUAUUUGCUAGAAAGAAAAGCAUUAAUAUCAGGUUACAAAAGGCACACUUUACUCCUCAUCCCCUAGUGUCCUUAACCCUCGGAGAGAUAAACUGUGAGGGGCAGUCACUUGGCUUCUCCAUUCCUUGUCUCAAGCCCCAGGGGCAAACUCAAUCUGAUCUCAGUGGCUCAGCUCUGCUCCUCAAUGAAUCUCCUCCAUGGGAAGAGAUUUCCCAGAGCUCAGAUGACCCUGGAUGUGUCAGUGUAAAGAUCAUUUUAGGAGAUGACAGUGACCAGGAUUCUGUGUCCAUCACCAAAGGUCCAGAGAUGGGGGUUACAGUAAAGAAACAAGUAAACACUUCUCCAAGGGAACAAGCUAUCAAGGAAGCUAACAAUGGAGCACUGAGCCCUCGAACAGCCACAAAAAUCUGGAUUUCUGAUAUAAAGCAAAGUCCUUCUAGACAGAGCCGGCCAACUGGAAUACGAGGAGGUAAAGUUCAAAGAGUUCUCAGUGAGGGACAUAGUAUGACCCCGAAAUCUGAUUCUUGUACCACCACCCAUCUUCAUAAGGAGUCACAAGUCCUAAAAGGUUUAACCAUGGCUGUAACCAGCACUAGUGGAGAAACUAAUCUUACAAAUGCAAGCAGCACCAAAACACGGGACACAACAAAUGCCAAGGAGCUGCAGACCCCCCAACAUCCAAUGAACUCCCCAGCAGUUCCCAUAAAGAGUCAUACCCCUCUCAGCAGAACAGGCCAUCCAUUUGAAGGGAAGGUGGUUAGAAAACCUGGCAGUAAUUUAUUCAGAGUACCCAAAAUAAACCCUGACAAAAAUGGCCUUGAAUGUGCUCUACAAAGCUCCAGAACCACAAUCAGCAAAAAUGACCUCAACUCUUUUACCGAGCAAAAUGGCUACCUGCUGACCCAUGUACCUGAUCAUGAAACAAUGUUCAAGGCAACUGCAACAUAUGUGUGUGACAACAGCUCAGAUGAAGGUUUAGAAGAAGGACCCAGAGAAAGGGACCCCAAAACUUGCUGGGAAGAGGCCAUCAGAGUGAGUCAGGUACCAUCAGCUAAAAAGGAUAGCAAUGGUGAAGAUGAUGAUGAGAUCCACAGCAUGAGAUCCUAUCAGAAUACUCAAAACAAACCAUUUGGGUCAACCACAGAAACAACAUCUCCCCCUGAUGACAAUCACCUUCUUAGUGAGUGUCCUCCAAGACCACCAUCACCAGCAGAAAGUGUGCAAUCAUCGUACACUUUUAUUAUUGACUCUCCAAGAAGAAGAGAUGCCACUGAUGGUGCCCACAAACCUCGAUCAGUCUUCCGACUGGCAUCUAAAGACACCAGCAAAGGGCGCCCUGUUAUAAGGGCAACUGAUGCCUCAAGUCCAAACUGUGCUCAUGCUUUGAAACCAAAGCAGCAUAGGAGAGUCCAGUCUGCUGGAAGCCUUCCUGGGUCACUGCAUCAAGGAAUCAACAACAGGAACAGAAGAACAGUGCAAGGGACUUCAGUCCAGAAGAGUGUCCUAAGAUCAGCCUCCAUGCCGUAUAUAGAAAGACUUUCAAGGCAACGUAACUCUAGGACCCAUAGACCAUUAUCUGCAUCAGACAGGAGGGACUCCUCCUCUAGUGCCUCAAGCUGUUGGUCCAAUCCAAGAACCUUGGUCAGUUCUGCUCCCCCUGGUUCCAGUCGAGUAUAUGGAAGAAUCUCUCAAAACAGGGUGAAGUCAGCUCGAUCCUCUCGUGAGCGACUCACAUACAAGGUUGAUGGGUUCAGUAAAAGUGAGUCUAAUCUUGUAGACUGCCAAAGAGUCAAUGGAGAGAAGCCCAAAGGUCUCGUACGGCAGUUUGGCAAAUUUGGGUCUGGCCGAGCCGAGCUGAAUCUUCCUCAUGGUUUAUAUGCCACCAAAGCAGGUUCUCUUUAUGUGGUGGAUUAUGGGAACAGAAGGCUGCAAAUAAUGAACCCCCGGGGUAAAAUCCUGCAGCAAAUUGCCCUGGAGGCUAAGAAUUAUUUUGAUGUUGCCGUCAGCAACCGAGGCCUGGUAGCCUUGAGCAACUCAACUGAUCGCACCGUGGAAGUGUACAACAAGUAUGGCCGCCUGCUACAAGUCAUCUCCAAGAACUUUGGGGCCCCAAGGGGCAUCACUACCAGCUAUAAGGAUGAGUUCAUUGUAGCAGAUAUGAAGCUGGGAACCAUUUGUACCCUGAUUCUGCACCCCGUGACUGGCUGCCAGAAGGAAAGCACCAUCAUCCCUGGGUUCAACAAGCCCUACCUGGUGGCCUCCAACAGUCAAGGCCUACUGGCCAUCACAGAGAGGGGCUUGGAUGGGGGCUGCUGUGUCAAGGUGCUCGGGGAGGACUGUCAAAUCCUGAAAAUCCUGGGCCUCAAGGAAACUCCUGGCCCUAAACUCUGUAACCCAUGGGGGGUUUGUAUAGACAGUGAGGGAGGGGUGAUGGUAGCAGACUGGGGAAACACUCACUCUAUUGUCUAUUAUCCACCCAAACGGCCGGCAAAAGUGUUAGUAUCAGAGGGGCUCAGUAGUCCCAGAGGGUUGGCUUUGUGGCAAGACACUCAGCUUCUGGUAGCCGACAGCAUGCACAACUGUAUUAAAGUCUUUCAGUACCAGGACAUGUGACACCCAAAACCCAGCUGCUCCCACUUCAAUCUGGGCAGUUGUUUGAUGUAGAUUUACCCUCACUGUGCUGCUGAGUAUUUAAUAUUAAAUGAUAUUUAUUUCAUGGCCGGACUGUAGCCUGUGGGGUUGUGGAAUCAGUGUGUCUGGUUCUGGGGUGCAGAUCUGAUGUGGGAGUCAUGUCAGGAUUUGGGGGAUCAAUCAAGAAAGCCGGUAUGUUCUAUGAGAUAUGGACAAAGUACUGGGCCAUUCUGCAGGGUUUUCUUCCAAUACCUUGUUUUAACCCUUCCACUAAUGUUCUCUCAUUCUAGCUAUUGUUAAAGUGAUAGUGACACGAGUCCAGUGUCGGACUGGAACACCAGGGGCCCCACCCAAAUACCUUAGAUCAGGGGCGC
Molecule: messenger RNA, 7201 nt
Organism: Xenopus laevis (African clawed frog)
Lineage: Eukaryota; Metazoa; Chordata; Amphibia; Anura; Pipidae
Gene: trim32l.S
Product: tripartite motif containing 32 like S homeolog
Exons: 2
Coding region: 3837-6809 (990 amino acids)
Biological process (GO): proteasome-mediated ubiquitin-dependent protein catabolic process; protein polyubiquitination
Molecular function (GO): ubiquitin protein ligase activity
Source: RefSeq, a predicted model, not a curated record